AGAGCGGGACCGGCCUUUGCGCCGGGGCUGCGCCCCCGAUGGGGAGCGCGGCGCUGGGGGACGGCCCGAGGGUGCUGCGGGCACUCACCGGGUGCCUGCUGGGCGCCCUGGUGCUGAGCACACUGCUGGGCAAUGCGCUCGUGUGCCUCGCCAUCCUGCGCUUCCGCCACCUCCGCAACAAGGUCACCAACUGGUUCGUGCUGUCGCUGGCCGUCUCGGACCUCUGCGUGGCCCUCUUGGUGAUGCCCUGGAAGGCGGUCACUGAGGUGGCUGGAGGCUCCUGGCUCUUUGGCAGCCACUUUUGUGACACCUGGGUGGCCUUCGACAUCAUGUGCUCCACUGCCUCCAUCCUCCACCUCUGCAUCAUCAGCCUGGACCGGUACUGGGCCAUCGCCAGCCCCUUUCGCUAUGAGCGCAGGAUGACACAGCGCCUUGCUUGUGCCAUGAUAGCCAUGGCCUGGGCUCUCUCCAUCCUUAUCUCCUUCAUCCCGGUGCAGCUACACUGGCAUAAAGCCAAGGACAGUAGAGAUGCAGGCUCCUGGCUACUUGGGACACCCCGCUGUGAUGUCAGAUUGAACCCCACUUAUGCCAUCACCUCCUCCCUUAUCAGCUUCUACAUCCCCGUGGCCAUAAUGAUCAUCACCUACACCAGGAUCUACAGAAUUGCCCAGGCCCAGAUCCGCCGCAUCUCCACCCUUGAGAGAGCAGGGGGGCAGCGGCCAGCUCCCGGCAAGGAGUCCACCUCCUCUUUACGGAGCUCCUUGCACAAGGAGACCAGGGUGCUGCAGACCCUUUCUAUCAUAAUGGGAGUCUUUGUUUGCUGCUGGCUGCCCUUCUUCCUGCUGAACUGUCUGCUGCCCUUCUGCCAGCCCAGCCUCGAGGAAGACCCUGAGGGACAGUCACUUUGUAUUGGCCAAACCACCUUCAAUGUCUUUGUGUGGUUUGGCUGGGCCAACUCUUCAGUGAAUCCAGUGAUCUAUGCUUUCAAUGCAGACUUCAGGAGAGCUUUCAGCAAUCUCUUGGGCUGCCGGUGCUGCUGCUGUGGGGCACCCAAAUCCCCUGUGGAGAGGGUCAAUUUCAGCAAUGAGCUGGUUUCCUAUCGCUGUGACAGCACCUGCCAGAAGGAAGGAGCUGUGGCAUCCUCAGUACCUCCUGCUGCCGUCACUGCCUGGGUGCAGCCCCUGCCCCACGCCAAAAGCCUCCAGGGAGAGGACAGCAGUGAGAUGUCGUCUAUGGAGAAGAGGGUUGUGACUUCUCAGACACAGACUGCCCCUGGCAGCAGCCCCAAGAGUUGUCAAGUGCCAGCUAUUUUGCAAUUGGAUUGCAAGGCAAAACCAUCCCUGGAAACUGUUGCCCCCUGUACAGGACUUGGUCAGUGUGAGGAACCCCAUUGCCUUGUUUCAGAGGGAUGAGUGAUUAAACACUUCUCACAUACACAGCCACCACACAGGGAGAUUCUCCUUCUCUCCAUGAGGAAGAUGAAGAUACAACUGUCCAGAAAGAGACAGCAAGAAUGCUUACACUGCAAGAGUUUUUUGGGCAUUGUCUCAUAGAUGGCACAGAUGAUAUUUUUCAGAACAGUGAUCCGUGCUGAAAGGACAGCAGCAGAAGAGACUCUCCUCCCAGCAAUCCUCCUCCCUGUGAUUUUAAACCACGUGUAGUUCUUAACUUCCUGUAUGCAUUUUCCCCAUCAUUAAUUCUUAUGGGAAAAUAUGCUCUUGCUAUCCUGCUCUUUUCAGGAAUGUGUCCUUGGGGAAUACUUGGGUGUGACUGCAAUCUGUUCUUCAUGGGCUGCACUGGCAGGACAAGAAGUAAUGGGCUGUAAGGAAGACCAAGGCAAGAAUUUGGAAAAACUUUCUAAGAAUAAGGAUAAUUAAGCACUGGACUACGUUCCCUAGGUAAAUUAUGACAUCUCUCUCAGUAAAAUGACUGUAAGCUUCUGUCAGAUAUGACAGUGACAAUGUUGAUCCUGCCUUGGGGCAGAGGCACAAAGCAAUGGUCUCUUGAGAUAAUCUCUAGUCCUGCUUCACUAUGACAAUGUCUCCUUAAGAAGCAUUGAGCUUAAGAUGUUUGGCUGUGGGGUUUUUGCAUUCAACUAUCCUUAGAUAUUUUCUUGAAAGCAAAAAAGGUACAGAUAAGAAUUUGAGAUGCCAUUGGUAUACUUAAUUUCUUUUAGUGAUUAUUCAUGUUUCUGAGCUUUUAACAACUAUGAUUCAGCAUGCCUAGCGCCUCCUCUGGAGCGCUGAAAUAAUCCUGGUGUUGCCUUAAAAAAGAUUCAAGGUAAGGUGGUUUUUUUUGUUUUGAUUCCCAUUGUUUAGUUUCUAGGUGAUCAUAUAUGAACUGUACAUGGAUUCAGGUGUUAAAGAUUCAAUUUGUGAGAGUAUUUUCCUCAGUACAUUUCUUUCUUCUUACUCGGAACAGAAACACGAAAGAAUGUCAAAAUCUAAAUCCUUUAAAAAAAAAAACAAACCAAAACCAAAACCCUCAAAAAUUAUAUCUUCAAGCUCUAAGAGACAUCUUAUCUCACCCUCUCCACACUAAAACCCAUCCUGGAGAGAUACUGAUAAACCUGACAAGAUACUACCCUGAAUUGUGACUCCCCCAUUGCCUGCUUCCCUUCUGUUUCUGUUGCAUGAGCUUCAGCUGGCUCCAUCCCUCAAGGAGUGAACUGUCCCUGCCCACACACAUCUUCCAGCUCAUGGGCAGGCACUCUUCUGGCAGUCAAGGCCACACAUGAAAUUAUUAUGCACAGAAUAUAAUAUUUUAUUUUUUUUUUUAGUAUGUGUAGAGUCUCAUUAGUGAUAAAAGAUGUUAAUUAAUGGAAGAGAAUUACCUUCUCAUGAGGUUUGCCUUGCUAUGGGGUCUGUCUUGCCCAGGAAUUAGGCUGCACUUACUAUUUAGAGUGAUGAUGAAAAUGGUGAAUGGCAGAGUGGGUAGCAGAAAUAAAUUAAGGAAUGGAUAUAUUUAAAUAAUGUUUUCUCUUGAGAACAAACAAAAAUGCAUGGUAGCUUCAAUCUAUGAAACUAUAUUUGUGUUAAGAAAGGAAAAAGCUAUUUGUGUCAGUGCUUGUGGCUAUAGUUUAAAUAUGCUUCAUUAACAGGUCAGAUUGUGCAUGAAAAUAAAUGUACGUUUUCCUGAAGAAAAACUCCUUGUCUUUACUGCAGCUUUUUUAAGUGACAACUUGAAAUUGGUUUUUGUAAGUGAUGUUGGAAAUAAUUGUUUGUAGCUAGUUGCUAAUGGUUAUUACUGAUGUGCAGAUGAUACACAUUACAGUAGUUUACAGUUGUAAGGUCUGCUGCAAUAAGUGCAGUGCAAUGAUCAAGACUGCAAUAAAUCUCAGAAAUUGCAUA
Parus major (Great Tit) is the source of this 3350-nucleotide messenger RNA. Its product is annotated as D(1) dopamine receptor-like. Gene Ontology annotation, molecular function: G protein-coupled receptor activity. Bases 39 to 1412 code for a protein of 457 amino acids. The transcript has 2 exons. Gene Ontology annotation, biological process: adenylate cyclase-activating adrenergic receptor signaling pathway. Lineage: Eukaryota; Metazoa; Chordata; Aves; Passeriformes; Paridae. Gene Ontology annotation, cellular component: membrane. The record is from RefSeq and is a predicted model, not a curated record.